GGCGGGCCCGGCGCGUUUCCCGCCUCCGGCGCGGCGCGCGCGGGCCGUUACCGGCGCCCCGCAGCCCUUCCCGGGAGGCGAUGAGGAGGAGCCUAGCCCCCAGCCAGCUGGCCAAGAGGAAAGCGGGCGACGAGGAGGAGGAGGAGGAGUGGCAGCCCGCGGCGUCUCGGAAGAGGCAGAAGCCCAUCAGUGAGACGGAGAGUGGGGAAUGUUACCGGUCUCCUUUCCGGAAACCUUUGGCUCAGCUGACCAAUAGACCUCAGUGCCUGGACAGCAGUCAACAUGAGGCUUUUAUCCGCAGCAUUUUGUCCAAACCCUUCAAAGUCCCCAUUCCAAAUUACAAAGGGCCACUGGGCUUACGUGCACUGGGUAUCAAACGGGCAGGGCUGAGGAGUCCUCUGCAUGACCCUUUUGAGGAAGGAGCUCUGGUUCUGUAUGAGCCCCCACUGCUGAGUGCCCAUGACCAGCUGAAAAUAGACAAGGACAAAGCACCUGUUCAUGUUGUGGUGGAUCCCGUCCUCAGCCGUGUUUUACGGCCCCAUCAGAGAGAGGGAGUGAAAUUCCUGUGGGACUGUGUGACGAGCCGGCGGAUCCCUGGGAGUCACGGCUGUAUCAUGGCAGACGAAAUGGGGCUGGGCAAAACCCUGCAGUGCAUCACACUCAUGUGGACCCUCCUCCGACAGAGUCCGGACUGCAAGCCUGAGAUCGAGAAAGCCAUGGUGGUAUCUCCCUCCAGCCUGGUGAGAAACUGGUACAAUGAAGUAGAGAAAUGGCUAGGGGGAAGGAUCCAACCACUGGCCAUCGAUGGAGGCUCCAAAGAAGAGAUUGAUCGUAAACUAGUUGGCUUUAUGAACCAGCGUGGCCUGCGAGUGCCUUCACCCAUCCUGAUCAUCUCCUACGAGACCUUUCGGCUCCAUGCCGAGGCUUUACAGAAGGGCAGCGUUGGGCUGGUCAUAUGUGAUGAGGGCCAUAGACUGAAGAACUCUGAAAACCAAACAUACCAGGCUCUCAACAGCUUAAAUACACCUCGAAGAGUCCUUAUCUCAGGCACUCCCAUUCAGAAUGACCUGCUGGAAUAUUUCAGCCUGGUGCACUUUGUCAAUUCAGGCAUCCUAGGGACUGCACAGGAAUUCAAAAGACAUUUUGAAAUUCCCAUCUUGAAAGGCAGAGAUGCGGAUGCAAGCGAAGCUGAGCGGCACAAAGGAGAAGAGAGGCUUAAAGAGCUGAUCAGCAUUGUGAACAGGUGUUUAAUCCGAAGAACUUCAGACAUCCUGUCCAAAUACCUGCCAGUGAAGAUCGAGCAGGUGGUCUGCUGCAGACUGACACCUCUGCAGACUGAGCUGUACAAGAACUUCCUGAAGCAAGCCAAGCCUGUGGAGGAGCUGAAGGAGGGCAAAAUCAAUGUGUCAUCUCUCUCUUCCAUCACUUCUCUGAAGAAGCUCUGCAAUCAUCCUGCUCUUAUCUAUGAUAAGUGUGUGGAAGAGGAAGAAGGUUUUAUGGGAGCCCUGGACUUGUUCCCUGCUGGCUACAGCACCAAAUCUGUGGAGCCCCAGCUUUCAGGAAAGAUGCUGGUUUUGGACUACAUCCUUGCUGUUACCAAGAGCACCAGUAACGACAAGGUGGUUUUAGUGUCUAACUACACUCAGACACUGGACCUGUUUGAAAAGCUCUGCAGGAACAGAAGGUAUUUAUAUGUCCGUCUGGAUGGCACCAUGUCCAUUAAGAAGAGAGCCAAGGUCGUGGAGCGAUUCAACAGCCCCUCGAGCCCCGAGUUCAUCUUCAUGUUAAGCAGCAAGGCGGGAGGCUGCGGUUUGAAUCUGAUCGGUGCCAACAGGCUGGUGAUGUUUGACCCCGACUGGAACCCGGCCAACGACGAGCAGGCCAUGGCUCGCGUGUGGCGGGACGGCCAGAAGAAGACGUGCUACAUCUAUCGACUGCUGUCGACAGGGACUAUAGAGGAGAAGAUAUUCCAACGCCAGACCCACAAGAAGGCCCUGAGCAGCUGUGUGGUGGAUGAAGAGCAGGAUGUCGAAAGGCACUUCUCACUUGGGGAGCUGAAGGAACUCUUCACGUUGAAUGAGACCACCACCAGUGACACCCAUGACAAGCUGCGGUGUCGGCGCUGCGUGAACGGGCACCAGGUGCGGCCGCCCGCCGGCGGCUCCGACUGCACGUCCGACCUCUCGCAGUGGCAGCACUGUGCCGACAAGCGGGGGCUGCAGGACGCCGUGCUGAAGGCUGCCUGGGACGCUGCCGUCACCUUCGCCUUCCACCAGCACUCCCACGAGGAGCAGCGAGGCAUUCCCUAACAGGUGACAGGCCGCUGGGGUGGAGGGCAGGCCACUGUCCCCUCGCUUGAGCCCUUUUCAGGGGUACGUGCCGGACCGUGUGGCUGCGCAGCAGCGGAACAGCUGCGUGCCCAGAGGCUGGAAGGGGCUUGGCGUGGGUCAGUGUUGCUACAGCAAGGGCUCUGUGGCUUUGUCUCUGCUGUUGAGGUGUGUGCCUGAAAAACAGCCCUUUGGGAACUGGGAAGAACUGGAGCUCACGUGCUUGACAGGACUCAGUAGGAGCUGGUGUGCUGCUGAUGUUUGUGCCUUCUACUCAGCCAGCUUUUGUCUUCAGGUUUAAGCCAAGCCUGUGUUUUUUUAGCAAUUUAAUAGCACUUGGUGCACACGGUCCUGUUCUUUCCCUCGAUAGCUAUGGUGUAUAGCUGCUGAUCAGAAACCUGCACAAUCCAUUUCUGUUGUGAAAGGUGAAGCUUGCAGGUUAGUGAGGAGCAAGAGGAAAAAUCAUGCAGCUUGAAUGUUAAACAUCAGGCCUGAAAGAUCAGGCAGGGAGUAGGAAAUGAUGCUCUAUUAAGGUAACUCCAUUUCUCAGACCACUUGCUUUGUCGUGGGCGGGAUCCCCUGAUGUAGCAGUGUUUUAAUGAGACCAGGGUAUAAGCCAGUAUUAAAACUCACUUUUGUACAUGACAAGUCUUAAGGAUACUUUAUUAUAAAAAUGUUCUAAAAGAACAAACUAUUCCAAACCUCUGCAAAAUGACUACAGCCACUUAAGAGGGGCAACAGGAUUGCAAAUCAACAGGUGGCUACACGGUGCACAGAAAGCUGCUGGGUUUUUGUAUAAAGGUCAAAGCUGGGAGCUCUUCACUGCUUCUCUACUCCCUGGAGGUGAGGGGAGCAGUUCUUACUU
Colius striatus (speckled mousebird) is the source of this 3192-nucleotide messenger RNA. RefSeq names its product RAD54 like (gene RAD54L). The transcript is spliced from 18 exons. Lineage: Eukaryota; Metazoa; Chordata; Aves; Coliiformes; Coliidae. Gene Ontology annotation, biological process: double-strand break repair via synthesis-dependent strand annealing; reciprocal meiotic recombination. Gene Ontology annotation, molecular function: ATP binding; ATP-dependent chromatin remodeler activity; DNA translocase activity. Bases 81 to 2309 code for a protein of 742 amino acids. The record is from RefSeq and is a predicted model, not a curated record. Gene Ontology annotation, cellular component: nucleus.